This is a messenger RNA of Moneuplotes crassus, 729 nucleotides long. NCBI's taxonomy places the organism in Eukaryota, Ciliophora, Spirotrichea, Euplotida, Euplotidae. The record is from the annotation of a GenBank genome assembly.
GACCCCUGCUUGAUAGAAGCCUUUACUCAAUUUGUGAAGUCCUUGUCUUCCUGAUUUAAGGAAAUAAUGAUAAACAAUAUGUAUCUGGAGCAACUUAAUCAAACUGAAGAAAGACUCACAGAUCUUAUUUAUGCAUUCGAGACUACUGAUGGUCGAAAAGGAAACACAGGGAAUAUUCUAGAUACUGCUCUAGGUUUACUUAAGGUUUUUAAAAUAAAGAGGACUGUUGUUACCAAUAGUUUUCGAAAUAUGACCGAUAUUGGUCAAGAUAUCUUAUUAAAUGAAAGAUACCAAGAUGGAGGUGCAAAUCAUUAUGACCAAAAACUAUCAUCCCAGAUCUUCAGAGAUUAUCAUUAUAAUAUUUUCGAUAAUACAGAAAUACCAAUUCUAGAAGAUGACUAUGAGUGCACUUCUGCUCUAAAAGAGUCAGAAGCAGAAAAUUGUAAAGAUGCUCAUUAUAAAUUAGCUCAAACAAUGGAAGAGAGUCAUUUGUGCCACUACAAGUUCUUAGCAGGUACCAAAAGAGAAGUCUGUGAGAACCUUAAGAACCAAACUCUUAAGUAUAAUUGCACAGAUAAUAAUUCUCUCUGCUCACCAGUAAGCCCAGAGGGGAGAUACUACAAAGGUUUCAAUGUAGAAUAUUUGGCUGAUGGAAAGACGGUCAAGAGGUACAGUUUGCAGAACAACUAAAAGAAUUAUGAAUUAAGGUAAUUUCCACUUAAUUUCAAC